CUGCUGGUUAAGUCUGAGAAGCGGGAUUGUUAUUACGCCGCGGCGCCUUGAACCAAAUAAAGCUACUACCGGCGCGAUAGGUUAUGGCUGGAACCCCCGCAUUUAUGCCAGUGUUUUUAUGUUGUACGUGUAGAAAACAAAAACGAACAAAUAUGUGACUGCUCCUCUCGGUAAAUUAACUAAACAGAGGUGAUUGUUCACCUGAGAGCAUGCAGCUAGCCGGAGCUCAGGACAACCUUUUCGUAUACCGACAGCGCUACGUUUCUGCAUCAUGAGCCAAAGAGCCAACAAAGACAAACUCAGGCGAAGUGUAUCAUUGUCCAAGCGGAAGAAGAAGGGUGAUGUCACAGCUGGGACUUCUGCCAGUGUUGCCAACCCAUCUCCAAUCACCUCGUUCUUCAGCAGCCAGCCUCCAUCUAAGCUGGCCUGCCCCCUGUGUGGUCAGUUGGUACCGAGAUUCAGGAUCAAUGAGCACAUCGAUCUGCAAUGUCAGAACUUUGAGAGAGAAGACAGCAGUGCCGCCUCAGCAAGUCCAGCUGUCCAGCUGUCACCUGGAAGGAGUUCUCCAAAGUCCCCAGAGCUGGAUCGAAAUAAAGAAGCAGAGGUUAAUGCAACUAAGACCAGCCCUUAUUUCGAAAAGAACAACUUUCUGCAGGAACAGCAGGAGAUAAAAAGUAAGACUGUGGUCAGGACGAUUGACCUGGGCAGCCUCUCCUCCAAGUUGUCAAAAAGAUGUCGUAAGGUACCGGAGACGACACUGUUAAAUGAUAAGCCAGCACCAGUAUAUGCUGACAUGGAGGGAGAUCCUCCGGACACACUGAGCAGCUCACAGAAAGAAAAUGUUCUGAUUCAGAGUUCACAAGACACCAAAGAGUGUGUGACUGUUAUUGAUUUGACAACAGCCAGAGGGGAAAUGCCAGCAACCACUGCACAAAAAGAACCUAAUCUAGAGCACAAAAUGUCUAAAUCAGACUCAACCCAAAAUGCAAGUAACCCGAGGCCCUCGUCGUCCUCCAAACUUGCAAAACGGAAAAAGGAAACUACUUUUGCUUGGAAAAUAUCUGUCAGAAAGAAAGCAAAGUGUGAUGAAACCAGAAGAGAACCAGAAGGCUUGCAGUCUACUGAUAGUACAGCAGAGACAAGUGAUUCAGACCAGCAUAAAACUGGGGUUGCUUCUAGUCCUUGUGAUGUCCCCGUGAGUGCAGAGGAGGUAUGUGAGAAAAGUGCUACAGUCAUGAAGAGCGAGUCGCUUCCAGGGCCGGAUGCUGAGCAAGCCACCAGCAGUCAGCCUGUCAGAACCUCUCACACCCCACGGCUUCCUUAUUACCUGCAGAAUUUUCGGACCGUUUUACAGGCUGUGCUUGACAAUGAGGAUGAUAAAGCUCUGUUCAACCAGGAUGACAUGUCCCUUGUACAUGCAUUUGAGAAGCUGUCAGUCUUAGGGCAGAAACUGUAUGUGAGGCUCUUUCAGAGGAAGCUGAAGUGGCUUCAGGUAAACAAACUGGACUAUGAAGAGAUCUGCGCUGAUCUAGGGCCUGUUGCUCUGGAGCUGGUUCAGAGCGGCUUUCUACAGACAGAGAAUGAUCUCGAGGACCUAGAGGAGGCUCUGGAUCUUCUGCCUGCUCCUGAUCUUAAAGCUCUGGCCAAGACCUUCCAUUUGGGAAAUUCUGGGACUCAGAAACAGCAGCUGGUGGAUGGGCUCCUUCGUCUUAGCAGGCAAAAGUCCCUGUUCUCUCUGACCCCUGGUCAAAAUAACAUUAGGACUGUCAUCCUAAAAAGGGCAAAGCAGCUAGCAGGGUCCUGUGUCCGUCUGUGUCGUGGUCCUCGGGUGGUUUUUUCGCGCAUCCUUUUGCUGUUUUCUCUUACGGACACCAUGGAUGAGGAGGAGAUGGCUGCUGGUGGGCAGAGCCAGCUUUAUACCAUCCUGCUAGUCAACUCUGGACGUCUUGCCUUUCCAAACUACACAGUGAACCGUGUGGCCAAGGUGUUCCAGGACAGAGAGGACUUGAUCAGAUAUGAAGCAUCCAUGCGAGCUCUGCAAGAGUUAAUCUCAGCUAUGCAAGCAGGUCAGUGGGAAGAUGCUCUGGAGCUUUACACUGCUGCCAAAAGUACCUGGCAAGAGUUGAAGAAAGACCUUGACCUCAGUCACCAGGAGGCGCUGCCUGUGUUCCUGCGCAGCUUUACUACAGGAUGGGCUUACACUCGUAUCCUAUCCAGAGGGGUGGAGAUCUUACAGAGACUACGUCAAUAUGAGGAAGCAGUCGGGGAACUGCAGUCAUUGCUGUCGCAGUCUGUUUACUGUCCUGACAGUCGAGGCAGAUGGUGGGACCGACUGGCAUUAAACCUUCACCAGCACCUCAAAAAACCUGAGCAAGCUAUCUGCGCAAUCAGAGAUGGGCUGUCAGACACUCUGGUUCGAACUGGGCACAAACUCUCUCUGUAUCAGAGAGCUGUUAGGAUGAAGGAGUCUGCCAGCUUCAAGAAGUAUCGUCCUCGUCUCAAAGACUUGCCCAGUUUUCACAUCCAGGAUGUAAAACAUGUGACAAUACGAGGACAGCUGUUUCCUCAUGAGGGAGGAAUGGGAAAAUCACGGUUUCUUUUACCAGCCAGUGGAACGGGGAAGGAGGGUGCACAGUCUACAGUAAUAUGCUCUGUGGAAGAACUGUCUUUAGCACAUUACCGACAACAAGGUUUUGACCAAGGGAUCCAUGGCGAGGGAUCGACAUUCUCUACACUGUUUGCUCUUUUACUCUGGGACAUCAUUUUUAUGGAGAGUAUCCCUGAUGUUUUUCGAAAUCCAUAUCAGACAUGUCCUCUGGACUUUUACACUGACUGCUUCUAUGAGAACAGAAAAGAGGCGAUUGAGUCUCGUGUUCAGUUACUUAGUGAUGCAUCUGUGGAAACACUACAUAGUUUGAUGGAGGAUGUAUGGGCCUCUCAGGAGGGUAGAGUGUGCUCACUGGUAAACUGGGAACUUUUCACGUCCCUUCAACAGGCAAAGUCUCUUGUGUCAUGCAUGGGUGGAGCCUUCUUAGGAGGAGUAAUAGCCCGAAUGUCAAAAGACUUCAGACACUGUCGUGCAGGUCUGCCUGAUCUUGUGGUGUGGAACACCUCAAACAACACCUACAAGCUGGUGGAGGUGAAGGGGCCUAAUGACCGGCUGUCCCAGAAGCAACAGAUCUGGCUGGACGAGCUGCAAAAGCUGGGUGCUGAUGUGGAGGUGUGUCACGUGGCAGCUACCGGAGCAAGAGGAGCUCGUCUUGAAUAAACGUAUAUUGAAAAACUGUCCAACAAGACCUUGCUGGUAAUUAAUUAAUAGGUGUGAUGGUAAUAAUGGAACCAUCAACAAAGUAUUAAGGAAAAAUAUUUAGGUCCUACAUUUGAUUCUGCUUGUCUGAUUAGGUGUGAAUUAUUAUGUGAUAAAGUGAAUGACGUAGCAAUAAUGUCAAGGAACCCUCUGUCUUCGAGAGUAAGAGGUAAAUCGUGAGAUGAUCGUCAGUGAGAGCGGCCAAGAUUCAGAAAUAGCAGAACGAAGCUGAAGCACGACAGGAAUCGCAUCCAAGAACCUUGCAAAACUGGUGUUUCCUUUUCUUUGGUAACACUGUAUUCUCAGGAUCAUCAGUUGCCAAGCAACAAGUCUCACGUUUUUUUGUCUGUAAAUUGCAUGACAGCUCUACGAGUUUGUUAUGCAAGUGUUUACUGUAACAAUGUACCUAUAAAUAUGCAUGUUGCCACUACUGUACCAGGAGAAACAUGUGUUGGACCUCACCAUCAUCCUCAUUGUCAAACAAACAAUAUUUCUUUUAAUGUUCAUCACUUUAUGUUUUGGAAAAUUAUUAAUUUACCAUAAUAAAUUAUUUACCAUAAAAAUGUAUGGUAAUAUUUUACAAAUAUUGUUUAAGACUUCUUUUAAUUGGCCUCAUUGGGUGUCCUAUAAAUUUUACUUGGUCUUUGACAAACUGAGCACCUAUAAUCACAUUUGAAAGCACCCGUACAGGUAUGUAUAGGUUAAAUUAAAAAAGCUAUUCAGUCAAUGUUAAAUGAACAAACAAUAUUUUGUAUUUUCAUCUAAACUGUUGGGAAGUCGAAGGCAUAAACUGGAUUUUGUCAUGUGCCUACUGUAGGUAGAUGCUUUUUUUAAAGGCACCUUUACAACCAGUUGUCCAGAUUCCACUGCCUGCCUUAUAUUUUCCACCUUAAAAUCCUAAACUUUCAGAUGACAUUUGGGGAUGUUUUUCAGUUCAGAUAAUAUCUUCUGAAGAAAUAGGCCAAUAAAUAGCUCAUUUAAACCACUGUAAACUGAACUUUGAACUGAAGUAUACAAGAACAAAGUGUUCUUCAUACAUUCACCAGGGAAAUAAAAUUGACAUUGAUAAUGUUUGUUUAUUACGUGUCCAAACAAGCAGCAAUAUGUU
Molecule: messenger RNA, 4415 nt
Organism: Betta splendens (Siamese fighting fish)
Lineage: Eukaryota; Metazoa; Chordata; Actinopteri; Anabantiformes; Osphronemidae
Gene: fan1
Product: FANCD2 and FANCI associated nuclease 1
Exons: 13
Coding region: 272-3268 (998 amino acids)
Biological process (GO): interstrand cross-link repair
Cellular component (GO): nucleus
Molecular function (GO): 5'-flap endonuclease activity; flap-structured DNA binding; 5'-3' exonuclease activity
Source: RefSeq, a predicted model, not a curated record